AUGCUAGCUGCAGAGAGCAACUUAGGGCACAAUAGGCAUUCUCGCAAUGGUUCUUCCACAAGGCACAAAAGUGGCUAUGAACCUUCAGACACAGAAACUGAGUGGCAUGAAAGCCCUUGGAAUGAUGGAGUAUUGGCAUCAGAGAGGACGCGUCUGCCUAAAGAUCCUGGUAGGAAUGCCCAAGUUGGGAGUCGUCUUCCUAACCGCACUAGAGAAUGUCAUGAUGAGAAAACUUCAAACUUGAGAAACAAUCGUACAGUCACAGAACAAAGGCGACAAACUUCUCCAUAUGCCGGUGGAAAGAAUGAAUCACGCAAGAAGAGUAGCCGGACGCCUCCCAGAUUUCGUUCCACUAUGGAAAACUUUAGUAGAUCAUCUAUCAAGGAGAGGUUUUCUCAUAACCGGUCAAUUUCGACACCGAAACUACGGCCACAAGAGAAGGAACAUCCUGCUAGAGCUCCUGCAUUCCCUGGCACUAAUCCUGUUUCAGUACAGGCAGGAAGAAAAGCUGUUGAUAAUAUAGAAGAAGAUUCACAUGCAGAAAAUUGUUCCCGGGAGAUCAAUGAGUUGAUUGCAAAUGGAAAGUGGCCUAAUUCCAGAUAUAAUGAGUAUGCAUUUACAAGCACAGAGUCGAUACCUACAGGUGACAUCUUCUUCUCCCGGGAUUGCAGGGCUCCACUAGAGAAAACAUCAACAAAGCAUAACAAUUUUGACAAAUCAUUUACCUCAAACUCAAAUGGCCAUGCUGAGAAUGAUGGCGCUGUUACUCAAGAAAAUAGCAGUAAUUUGGGACAGACAUCACAGUUUGUUUCAGCCCGGACAGAUCUUUCGCGCACAGCUACAAAGUCCAGUUAUGCUACUAGUCGCCACUCCCAAAUAAGCACCACCACCAGUUUGAGUAGCCCGUUUAGCAAUGGCAAAUUAAGUGGGGAGAGUGGAAAAUUCAGUGAUUUCACUGGGAAACUAGUUGGAGGCGUCAUGAAAUUCACAUCCAACAGGAAUAAGUUGCAAAAUGAUGCUUGGCUUCCAUGUGUGACUGGCAAGUCAUGCCGGAAAUCACGAUCGGCGUCCAACAAAACAAAUGACGAAUCUGAAUCAAGUUUCAUUCAGAACGCACUCGUUGUUGAGAAGAUUAGACUCUUGUGGGCUGAUAAAUAUCGUCCUCGAAAUUUGAGUGGAUUUACUUGCCACAGGGAGCAAGUUCAGCAGCUUAAACAAUUGGUCUCUGCAGAGUAUUGCCCGCAUACCAUUAUCAAAGGGCCUCCAGGGUCAGGAAAAAGGUCUUUAUGCAGAGCUGUCCUCACCGAGAUCUUUGGUGAUUCAUCUCUGAAUGUAUCUCACUAUUUGAAGAUCUGCAAUGGCCAGGGAUCUGCAUCUGUGCCCAUUCUUGUCGCAUUGUCAUCAAGUGAUCAUCAUGUUGAACUUAACAUGAGGUCUCAAUCCAAGAAUGCUAGAUAUGCUUUGAUGACUCUAGCGAAUGAAGUGGUGCAUCAGCGUAAAAUCACUGAGCCAGUUGCGAGGAAAAACUUUAAAGUAAUUGUUCUCUACGAAGUUGACAAAGUCAGCGAGAAUAAUCAAUCUUUGAUCAAAUGGAUAAUUGAUUCCUCCUCUGAUGCAUGCAAGAUAAUAAUGACUUGCCAGGACGAAUCUAAUCUUCUUGAUUCUAUAAAGAGUCGUUGCAAGCUUAUUACCAUUGGUGUGCCCAAUACACGUGAGAUUGUGGACAUUCUUACGUACAUAUCUAAAAAGGAGAGUUUCGAUCUUCCUGCAAGUUUUGCCACUACCAUUGCAAGUCAAUCUAGGCAGAACAUGAGGGAGGCGAUAUUGGCUUUGGAGGCAUGCAAAGCCAACAAUUACCCCUUCAUUGAUGGGCAAGCUAUACCACUUGGAUGGGAGGAUGUUCUGGAGGAACUUGCGGAAGAAAUUUUAGAUGACCCCUCUCCUAAAAGGUUAUUUUUGGUACGAGGCAAGCUCCAAAAACUCUUGGUGGAAUUUGUACCUCCGAAACUGAUACUCCAGAAGCUUGUCGAGCUCUUUUUGAAGGGAACUCAGAUUAGUAUAAAGAGGGAAGUUUACUAUUGGCAUGCCUACUAUGAAAAGAGGUUGCCAGUUGGUGCAAGUGCCCUGCUGAAACUGGAAGAAUUCGUUGCGAAGUUCAUGAGCAUCCACCGCAAGAGCUUGUCAGUUGGCUCAUGA
Phragmites australis (common reed) is the source of this 2196-nucleotide messenger RNA. RefSeq lists its product as uncharacterized. Gene Ontology annotation, biological process: DNA-templated DNA replication; DNA repair. The record is from RefSeq and is a predicted model, not a curated record. Gene Ontology annotation, cellular component: DNA replication factor C complex; nucleus. Gene Ontology annotation, molecular function: DNA binding; DNA clamp loader activity. The transcript is spliced from 11 exons. The coding region runs from base 1 to 2196 and encodes 731 amino acids. NCBI's taxonomy places the organism in Eukaryota, Viridiplantae, Streptophyta, Magnoliopsida, Poales, Poaceae.